CCCUCUAACGCACUGGCGUCAUUCUGUUCCGUCGGUUCCUACGUGUUCAAUUUACAGUGAAAUUUGUCACUCGCGCGAUUCCCAUCGACGUCGUCUCACGCUCGCCUGGAUCGCCAGCAAGCCCUUUUCGUGGUGUCUUGUCGUGUCCUUACUGUUCCCGUAAAAUCGGUCCUGUUCUUCGCAGACCCUGUGUUUCGCGUUGUCUAGACCUCCGUUUGGUUCCUUGUUUUUCCGUUUUCCCGUUUUUUCCGUUCCAUCUCCCCACACCCCUGUUCGGUCCGGUCGGUCGGUGCGUGUGCGUGCUCAUCCGUACGUGUGACGUUGGCGUUGGCGUUCGUGCUGACAUCAAAUUUCCAGGCCUUCUUCUAGGCGGUGGACAUAUACAAGGAUUAGCUUUGCUGUAGCAGGAGUCGUCAGCAGGAAUACGGACACGGACAAUCACAUCAGCAGCAGCAGCAGCACCAGAGGCCGGCUGAAGCAUUAGGUGUGCGCUGAGAGGAGCCGCUUAAUUAGGUGCUAGUGAAAAAAAGGAAGCCAAAAAGAGCUUCCAGCGUGUCUUUCUCGUCGUGAAUUACACUACCAAACGGAACAAUCACUCGAGAAGCGGACGUCGCCCGCGUUGCCAUCGACAGUAGUAGCAUAUCCACCAGAACCGCGAGCGUGCAGCAAACCAUGCAAAGAUGGAUCUGACUACAUUGGCAUUCGUCCUCAUUGUGGUGUUCUUUUCCUUUAUGUCGAUGCUCUUCAUCAGCCGCUUCCUACCGAAGGGCAAGUCCUUCGAGGAGAUGGUAAAGGAGAAGCGUGAGAUGCGCGAGCGCAUCCUUGGCCUAACGGCGACGGCAACCGGCACUAGUAGCAGCAGUAGCAAAUCGACCAAGGAGAGCACGAACAAGAAGACGAAGAAAACGCAUCCAGCAAAUCAGGGUGGGAAGGGUCGUGGGGCGAAGCAGCAACAACAGCAGCAACGCGUGGAAGUGGUUGAGCGCGAAAGUGAUGGCAAUUCGUCCGAGAGCCAGCUGGAAGAGGAAAUUAAUCCCCUGACGUACGGCGCAAAGAAGCGCACCGGACAAGCGACCAACUUGACGGUGGAAUACUCCGAGACGGAAGCAUUUUCGUUGAGCGAUAACUCCAGUGGCAAUAAGAAGAAGGACAACAAGCAGCAUCAGCAGCAGGGUGGAAAGAAGAACAAGCAGAAAUCUCCCGGUGGCAUACUGGUUAACAAAACCGAACCGGUGCUGGUGAAGCCGCUGGAUUCCGUCCCGGAGAUGAACCAUUUUGCUGAGAUUCAUCCUAAGGAUGCGCUGGAAAUUGCCCGUCAGCAGAAACAUGAAGAGGAAGCAAAGACUGGCAAACAACAGCCAAAGGAGCAGCGCCAUUCGGGCAAGCACAAGAAGGAACAUCAACCAAAAAUGUCUCCGAAAAACAGUACCGCCGAUGAUCAGCAGCAGCAACACGUUGCGGCCGUGGUUGAGGUGAAAAAGCAAACUACGUUUGGCGAAACUAAGGCCACCCCUGCCCCGGCGCAUAAGGACAAGUCGAGCAAGAAGAAGAAAAACGAGCUGCUCACGCAGGAACUGGCGGCCGAGGCGGCCGAUGCGACCAACGUGCACUCGCUGGUGAACAUCCUCAACAAGGCGGACCUGCCGCGUAACGAUAUACAGAUUCUGAUCGACUUCCUGCUGAACAAGCAGCAGGACACGCUGGCCAAGGAUCCGUCCGAGUGGAACGACCCGUCCGACCCGCUGCAGAAGCUGAAGAAGCAGCUGCAGGAAAAAGAGUUGGCGCUAGCCGAAGAGCAGAAGGCAGCCACCGGGCUGCAGGCAAAGCUGAAAGAGCUGCGCCAGGAGCUGAACGGGGAAAAGAUGCAGACCGGGGCCGCACUGAAGGCGUACGUCGAGGAGCUGAAUAACAAGAAACAGGAGGUGCACCAUCUCACACAGGAGCUGGUCAACGUCAAGGAAAAGACGGCCAGCGAGAAACACACGCUCUCACUGCAGUUCCAGCAGCUGCAGGCGAAGUACAUUCAGCUAUCGAAGGAGCACGCGGCCACGCAGGAUCAUGGGUCGACGAUCGCGCAACUCAACAACGAUCUGCAGCUGCUGCAGCAAGAGCUGAUGGCUAAGAGCCAGCUGCUCAAUGAAAAACUACAGUCCGAGGAGGAGCUGAUGAAGAAAAAGACUGAGUAUGAAAUUUUACUACACAACAGCGAAGAGCUCCUCAGACAACGGGUACAGAAACUGACUGCCUAUGAGAAUGAGUUGCACCAGCUGCGGCUAGAGUUGGGACAGAAGGAUGAGCUGAGCAAGACCUGCCAGCAGCAGAGCUACGAAAACGAGCAGCUGAAGGCGGAGCUGCAGGCGAAGCAGAAGCAGGCGGUAGCGGCUGCAUCGGCCGCGGCUGCCGCUGCCGUCGCCAACAGCCAGGCCGACGAAAGUAACCGGGUCGAGAUCCGCAACCUCCAGAAUGCCUUAGACUCCACCAAAUCGAAGCUCGAGGUCUACCGGACCGAGCUGGUUGAGUGCAAGAGCCUGCUAACCGACUACAAGCAGCAGGCGAACGAGUUGAAGGCGAGAGAGGAGCAGCUGCAAAAACAGCUCGACGAACAGCGGCAGAAGAAUGACAACUUGCGUACCAAAAACUGGAAGUUGGUAGAGGCAUUGCAAGAUGCCGAACGACGGAGGGGUGCAGUGACAGCAUCAACGGCGACAACGACGACGGCGGAGGCCGCAGCUUCUUCGAAGAACGUUGAACAGCAGCAGAAACUGCUAGCCAGCGCCGAGAAGCCGCCAGUGGACGUCGGUAAGAUCGUGCUGGAGGAGCAGAACCGAACGAAGGACCUGCUCGUGAAACUGCUGCAGCCGACCGGCGUCGUGCCGGUCCUGCCCGUCGACGCGACCGACUUCCAGAGCUGGCUCGAGGCAACUGUCGGGUGCAUCAAGGAGCGCCAGGAGCAGCUGCAGCAGCAAAAGCACCACAACAAUACCACCACCACCACCACCGCCGCAGGCAGUAACGGCAGUAGUAACACUAGUGGCAACGCCGCCGUCGCAAACAAUAGCAACAGCGACAGCAGCAGUAGGAGUAGUAGCAGCAAUAUAAUCGCAAAUAAUAAUCUUAAUACCAAUAAUAACACCGUUAAUAAUAGUUUACACGAGAAUAGUAAUGACGCGCACGAUGGCGAGGUGCUGGGGGGUGGUGGUGACGCAAACAAGAACGGUGCCGCCGAAAGUGGCUCCGAGGACGACCAGCAGGCAAUGGCGCUGCGCAACGAGCAGCUGCAGAAAACCGUAGACCAGUAUAAGACUAUCAUAGCCGACACAGAAAAUAUGCUGAAAAACCUCGAGGCGAAGGUGAUCGAGCAGGACAUUCACUGGCGUUCGGUGGUGCAAGCGAAGGAGAAGGAACUCACCCUGCUCAAGUCGGCCGGUGCUGUCGUGCAGUAAAAGCAUCCAACAACAUCAACAAUAACAACAAUUGAAAGGCCUGUCCCCUUCCUCCGGUCUGACUACAGAGUGGUGGCCAUCUCACGGUGCAAGCUCCUAUGGCCGUCGUAUCCGCACGUGCUUUUUUGUAAAUCGGACUGCACGGCCCAGAGGGCUAUUAUAUUAGAAAGCGAGUAUAAAGGAAAAAAGGAAAUAGAAAAGAUUAUGUAAUAGUGGAUCAUAGCGGAAUGAAAGUGUAACUGAACGGUUAUGAAAUCUGACACUAAUAUAUAUAAACGGAACAGGAAACAACCAAUUAAACUAAUCAGCAAAAAAAAUGCAAGGAGGAAAAUUGUGCAACACGCCGAAUAACGAACAGUCAAAAGGACGGAAGAAA
Anopheles coustani is the source of this 3819-nucleotide messenger RNA. RefSeq names its product ribosome-binding protein 1 (gene alt). NCBI's taxonomy places the organism in Eukaryota, Metazoa, Arthropoda, Insecta, Diptera, Culicidae. The coding region runs from base 681 to 3443 and encodes 920 amino acids. The transcript has 10 exons. The record is from RefSeq and is a predicted model, not a curated record. Gene Ontology annotation, cellular component: endoplasmic reticulum membrane.